Molecule: messenger RNA, 870 nt
Organism: Cordyceps militaris CM01
Lineage: Eukaryota; Fungi; Ascomycota; Sordariomycetes; Hypocreales; Cordycipitaceae
Exons: 5
Coding region: 1-870 (289 amino acids)
Source: RefSeq, a predicted model, not a curated record
AUGUUGUGCUUCUCCAUAAAUUGCACGGGUGAACAAGGAUGGGAUUCCAUUGGCGUUGGCAGCACAGUCGAUAACAAGAGUCUCAAACUCGGCCCGCCCCCCUUUAUUAUUAACAUUUUCUUUUACUACCAGGACGUCACCACUAGGCUAUAUCAUCUACCUCGAAUCGGCAACAGCGAAGCUUCGGCAACAGCUGGCGAGGCGUCCCUCCAAAAUAAGCAGCUAGCUGUGCUGAAUAGUCUCCCUGGUGCUUCGCCUGUGGCUCACCCUGCUGGUAAUGCCAUUCGACGACUUCGCCAGCUGUUUACACUAAUAACCAAGCACGCCACCGGCAAGGAAUCGACAUCGUCGGUCGCCAAUGAGGUGGUCGCGGCGUACAGCCUUGGGCCCGAGGCAACUUUAACCGUUUUUUUACAAAUUGCAUGCAUAUGCUUCAUUUCAGCCUCUUCAUCUGCGGAAGCUAUUCGCUGGCAUCGCCUGCAGCCUCUCUCCGGCGGGCAUCGAAUCAGGCUUGGUCGGGCAGCUGGGGAAGCUGCUAGGCUAGCUGCAUCGAACGGAUACGCCGACUUGGCAGCUCAUCCUUCCAUAUGCAAGGUUCGCAUCGAACAAGCCGCGGUCUUGGAUCAUGAUGGGGCCGAGGCACAGAUUUCUCUUGUCUCAGGUGGCAUCGAAGACAGCACUGGGGUCCCCCGGGUACUGUAUCUUUGCAUCAUUAUCAGCGCUCACAAAUCGUUCAUGUCACAUCCCAAUCUCGUUACACUUCAAGGUGGGCGCAAAUGGCGUGGUCAGAAAAAAGCGCGGGCCAAUUUCAACGGUCCAAAUCUCGGCGCCAUGGAGAAGAGCCCUGUCAAGUCAGCGAAAAAGCCGUAA